CAAGCAAACAAUCAGUAUGUAUUAAAUUCCUAGUUAAAUUGACGUUGACUGAGGGAGCAUGAGUCCCAGAGCUGGUGAAAAUGUCAUUUACUCUAACCAGCCGGAGCGUAAUCCGAUUUGAGAGCAGCACCACCGCACUUGAGCACGAAUGGCGGCGGACAUUAAUGUUUUUUAAUGUCGAUAUAUCGGAGGGAGUGCGCUGUGACCAUCGAAACGAGAUUACUGCACCAAGGGCCGAGGAGCGUAAUGGAGAGCUGCGAAAUCCCGGCGGAGGAUUGAGCAAUCCAAUUAAACAGUGUGCAUUGCCAUCUGACGAGCCUAAUAAAUUCUAUGCCCAGAGUCGGGAUGAUUUCGGUUACCGACGGCCUCUUCAUGGCCGAAGAAGUUGCAGGCACUUGCAGUCGGCUAAGCCAAGGAGGAAACUUGCCGAUAUAGCCUCGAUUUCCCACUUACCCACUCGGGACUCUACUCAUCAUUUUGUCCCCUUAGAUUAUGAAACUAAUAAUGGAUAUGACGAAGGCUACAACAAGAGUGCGCAUAAACUGUGUCAGAAUGAAGAAUAUCAACUGCCCAAUCAAUUCUCCAUGGAAGUCACAUAUCGUAAAAAAGCGCGAGAUUUAAGAGAUUGCUAUGAUACCGAAUCCGACACCGAUUCCUCAUGUGAAAAUCCACAUGAUUACUACUCUAACUCACGGCCAAAAUAUGCGUCUAAUCGAGAAUUUUACGAACCACCGUCUAAUAGAAACUGCAGUCCUUGUUGCACAGAAGAACAAUCCUGCCCUGAUUUCAACACAGAUGGUAGGCAAUCUCCAUCCCAACUCAGCAUGUUUAGGCCAAGACGGAAGCACAGACAAACCUCGGGGUCUCUGUCACCCGAUUAUGCUUUAGAUUAUGAUGAUCGUAGGGACUUUAAAAAUGAAAACACUUUCGAUUCGAAGGAUUGUGAUUGCGAAGACCCCUUUGAAAAUUCAAAACCUCUGCAUGAACGUGACACUAAAGCUAAAUAUUCGUCAUCAAAAAAUUUUGAUUGUGAUUAUGGUGUGAAGAGGCUUAGGCCGCCGCUACCUGCUCUCAAACCAAAAGCCAAGGUACGAAAAAGUUGUGAAACUCUGUUUAAAACAUUCAAGGAGAAAAACUACCCAAUCGACACAUCCAGGAAUUGUGAAACUGAGACCGAUUGGAUAAAAAAUACUGAAAGAUCCAGCGUUUUGUAAUCCUUUUAAAAGGGCUAAAGAAGAGUCAGGACAUUAUGAAAAGCAGGAG
This is a messenger RNA of Drosophila kikkawai, 1263 nucleotides long. The record is from RefSeq and is a predicted model, not a curated record. Lineage: Eukaryota; Metazoa; Arthropoda; Insecta; Diptera; Drosophilidae.